Molecule: messenger RNA, 2584 nt
Organism: Seriola aureovittata
Lineage: Eukaryota; Metazoa; Chordata; Actinopteri; Carangiformes; Carangidae
Product: myeloid-associated differentiation marker homolog
Exons: 2
Coding region: 336-1193 (285 amino acids)
Cellular component (GO): membrane
Source: RefSeq, a predicted model, not a curated record
CACAAUUCUUUUAGAAAGGCAAAUGGAAGUGAAAAACAGGCCGCUGCCUCCCUUGACAAACACUCCAUAUAACUGGUGGCCAUUUGAGGAAGAAGGACUGAUAAGGCAAGGGAGUGACCAGAGGUAUCAAAUUCCCCUCUUUUUUGUCCGUCACAUGCAGGAAGAACUAACAGGAUGAGGGGCUAGGAAGGAGAUUAUCACUUAUUACUAUUACAUUAUAUACAAGAAAAAAUAUCAAAUCAGUAAGGACAGGGAGACACACUGGUGAAGAGGUGAGAGAUCAGUUGACCAUCUAUCCAGGAGCACAGUGAACUGACCACAGGGUUACAAGCACCAUGGUUACGCUGGACUUCAGGACACUGACGGUGCCUGUGGGCAUCGUGCGGAUACUGGAGGUGAUCUUCACCUGUAUCUCCUUCAGCUUGGUGGCAUCGGUGGGUCACAGCACUGACUCCUUCUGGACGUGGUGCAUGUUCACCUGGUGCUUCUGCUUCUGCGUCACCCUCCUCAUACUCUUCAUGGAAUUCACCAGUCUCAACGCAAAGCUGCCUAUCUCCUGGGAUGACUUCACCACAGCUUUUGCCAUGUUGGCUACUCUAAUGGUACUGGCAGCAUCCAUCAUCUAUCCGAUCUUCUUCACUUGCCCUAGCUGCGGUAGACAAAUUGGUGCCACUGUUACUUCCUGUCUGGCCUUCAUCCUGUACGCCAUUGAGGUUGGUAUGACCCGGGCCAAAACUGGUGAGAUCAGUGGUUUUCUAUCCACAGUCCCAGGCCUCCUCAAGGUACUGGAGGCCUUCGUGGCUUGCAUCAUCUUCAUUUGCUUGGACUACACCACAUUCUCAAGGUUUCCCGGACUCCAAUGGUGUGUCGCCGUCUACUCUAUCUGCUUCAUUUUUGCAACCCUUGUCAUUAUUUUUACUAUCUGCCGCCUUCUGUCUCUCUUCCCGGCACCGUUUGACAAAGUUCUGAUAGUCUGCAACGUGUUGGCAGUGUUAAUGUACAUGACAGCUGUGGUUAUCUGGCCGUUGUACAGCUUCAAGAACAACCCCAGACCGAGCUACUGCUCAAAAGUGGUUACUUGUCCAUGGAAUAAUUUAGUGGUCAUCUCUUUCAUGACCUGUGUUAACCUCGUUGCUUACAUUGUGGAUACAGUUUACUCUUUUAGACUGGUCUUCUUCGUCAGCAGAACAUAGGUUACAAAUGUUCCUCCGUGUUUGGCAGUCUUACAUCUCGAAGAUUGAACAUGAGUAUUUUUAUAACAAAUUUUAUUUCAAUUUUGUUUUUGUACCAACCAUGAGAGCAACUUCUUUCUGUCAUGAUGAUGACAUGAAAAAACUAUCGCUGUGUCCAGUUUUUACCAUCUACCUUCAUGACCGAUAUGCAAUCCUUGCACUUAAUGCACUUAUUUUGAUCAUUGAUGUGGCAGAGUGAGACUCUGUUACAAACUCAUUUUGUGUGUGUUUUUGUCAAUUUCAGCAUUUGAAAUUUGGUAUAUUUCAUUCAUAAGUUUGAGGUUAUGGCGUUACAGGAUCUCAGUAACAUAUUAAAUUAAUAUGUUUAAUGGUUAAGAAUUCUGGUUAAUGGUUAAUUAGGUACAGUGGGACCCACCCUGUGCGUCUCAAAGGAUGUUGUAAAGGUGUGUCAUAGUGUGCAUACCCUGACACACAGAGAGGGAGGGAAACAUACCUGCUAUCUAUAUUUUCUGUCAAUAGCAACUGCAAAACCACAGUAAGAACACAUGCGCAUGACAGAGCUGAAAAGAUUAGUGUUUUAAUCAAGCAUAUAAGAGAAUAAAUAUAAUUAUCAGAAACUAUUUUGAUAAUUCAUUUUUUCAUUUUUCAUUCAUUUUAUUGUUUUUUUCAGGCAAAAUGUGAGAAGACUUGCUAUUUAUCUUUGUCAUUUAUCACUACACACUGUAUAUCCUUGGAUUUCUUAUUUUUGGUGGAACAAAACAGGACAUUCCAAGAUCUCAUCUUGGGCUCUGGGAAGCUUUUUUUUUUUACACUUCAUACACAAGAUAAUUAACUGAAUAAAUGGAAAAGAACGAGUAGAGGUGGUUCACACAUUUAUAUGUUUAUAUGUUACGUCUUUUUCAAACAAUAUAACAAAACCGAACAAUCUGUCAGGAUUUAAAUCUGCUUUCCUUAUCCUAAUGAUAUCAUGAUGUCAGUGAUAACCAUGUGCAUUCUUGGGAGUUACAUAACCUUUGACCGGUCCAGGAAUUCCUGCCCUGCACAAAAGUGAAAAAUGGGAAGAACCAAGAACUAAGGAGUGGAUAUUAAAACAAUUCUUUAAAAACAAAUAAAGAGACAAAAAGAGAAGGAAGAGGAGGAAGAGACUGAAAAGUGAAGAACAAAUUGCUUUUGGUUGUGUGCAGUGUAAACACUAUAUGUAAUGACAUACUGUUUGUUCACAAUGCAAGAGUAAAUAAAUACAUUUUGCUCAUGUUUGUCUGUUUUUUGUGAAUGCAGAUUAUAAAAAUGGUUUGAGAUUGAUAGAUAGAUAGAUAGAUAGAUAGAUAGAUAGAUAGAUAGAUAGAUAGAUAGAUAGAUAGAUAGAUAGAUAGAUACUUUAUUUAUCCCCU